Messenger RNA from Xylona heveae TC161, 848 nucleotides. RefSeq lists its product as hypothetical. The record is from RefSeq and is a predicted model, not a curated record. Gene Ontology annotation, cellular component: intracellular membrane-bounded organelle. The transcript is spliced from 3 exons. Gene Ontology annotation, biological process: vacuolar protein processing. Lineage: Eukaryota; Fungi; Ascomycota; Xylonomycetes; Xylonales; Xylonaceae. The coding region runs from base 82 to 618 and encodes 178 amino acids.
CCCGUUGAUAUCGUACUUCAAGGUAUAUGAAUACAGCGGUUGACCACUUUUGCUGCCAUUAAUUCGCCACUCCGUUUCGUCAUGGCUCAGAAAGCGGCGAAGCAGCUCGCUGCCCGCAAUGCGCAGUUGCUCAAACGCACCCAUUUAAUCGCCUUGAGCCUGCACGGUUUCUUCCUCCUUCUCAGACUUGUCCUCUUCCGCUCUCAGAGUACCAGAAGCACUCUGACUCCCUAUUUGCUCCUCUCGGCACCUGCAUUGCUCGUUGAGUUUUGGUUCGAGCGCAUCGGUCGACCGAAAUACGUCACCCGCCCGGGCAGCUCGACUGCAGAGCUGAAGAAUAGUGGAGAGGAUCUUGAAGCCAAGGGUCUCACCGAAUACCUCUGGGACGUCCUCUACUGGACUUGGGGCUGUAUCGCUGUGGCCGCCGUGUUCGGAAACCGCGCUUGGUGGCUUUGGAUUGUUAUUCCUCUCUAUUCAGUUUGGUUGGCGUACACGACUUUUGGUGGCAUGAAACAGGGCCUCGGUGGACUCGGCGGCGCCGAUACCGGCGCACAAGCAACGAGCAACAGACAAAAGAAGAUGGAGAAGCGCGGUGGCCAAAGGGUCCAAUACCGCUAAUAGAUUUAUUUUGAAUUAUUUUAGAAUCCUAUAGAUUUCUUUUGGAUUGUCUUUUUUGGCUCAUCUCACAAUUCUGUAGCAUCUAUUAAAUAAUGGGGCACCUGUAUCAUAGCCAGCCCCGCAUCUCUAUGUGCAGACUUUGCCAACAAUGUUGACCAGAUUUCAUACUAUUGUUUCCAUCAUACAGCAAGUCCGGGCCGAAAGACAUCUUUGGAGACGUCACCGGGGGU